UCUCAUCUCCGCCCUAGUGUCGACCUGAUGCAUCCGCUCAGCCUGUUUCCUCCGCUGGCGGCGACCUGUUGAUGGCAUCUCUCAGCUAAAUUGCCACGACGAGCUCUGCAAGCGCCGAUGCGCGGCCAUACAUAUUGCGCCGGCCUGACAUUGCUGGUCGACUUUUUCACCCAUCACACCUACGUAACUGACUAUCUGGGAGUGCGCGGUCGCCCCAGCCCUCACGUUCCUUUUGCCCUUGGCUUACCAACCAAAGGCGCUUUCAUUCCUUUAUUUGUCCGGCCGCCUCGUGUCCAGCGCAGACAUGAGCCAGAGUACAACGGUUGUCAGAGUCGAUGACCGCGACCCAACCAUUUUCUACAGUGGGGACUGGUACCUCGGAGGAAACAGUGAAACAGAGUUCGACGGAACAACGCACGGCGCUCUCACGAACGGCUCGACAAUCCAGUACACGUUCAAUGGCACGAGCAUUAGAUUCUACGGCACCGUGUCGGGCGCGCCGACCGGCCCACCGAGCACAUCGUCCUUUGUGGUAGACAAUGGCGAGAGUGUGCUAGUAGCAACCUCACAGCCGGCCGAUCCGAUGUACCAGUAUGAGUAUUUCGCGUCUGGGACAUUGGAGGACGGGAUGCACACACUAGUUGUCACGGCCGUGGACACUGACACGGUGGACAUACUGUGGUUUGAUUACCUGGAGUACGUGCUCGGAGACGCUGCAGAUACGGGAGCGGGUGGGGGCGGUUCGUCUUCGCCUACUCCUUCUUUUGCCUUUUCCACAGGCAUGCCGUUGUCUUCACCUUCACCUUCCUUUUCCUUCUCCACGGGCGGGCCGUUGUCUUCUCAGAAUUUCUCUUCAACAGGCACAGCGUUACCGUCGCCGUCCAGCCUCACUACGUCGUCAUCUGCCUCGCCCUCCUCGCCGGCUGAUCCCGCACUCUCUGGUGGAACGACACACAAAGCGAGCGACUUAAAGACUGUCCUCCCUGCGGUGCUCAUCCCCGUAGCAGCGCUUCUGCUGCUCUUGGGCGCGCUGCUCUUCCUCUGGCGACGCCGGCAGCAGAGAAGGCGCUAUCACAGUCCGCGGCUGAACAUCCUUGGGGAGGACCCUUCCGAUGCGCCUCCGGAGGCGAGAUUCAUAAGCCCGUAUGCAUCGGUAUCCGCUCCUGCGCCCGCCUCCGAGUCUGUACUUGUCUCCGAAUCUGCCCUUGCCUCCGAAUCCACGUCUGUACUCACGCCUUUGUCGGCACACCGGCCGCUGCUUGCGCUGGCGACGCCGCGCGACUCCAAGGAGAGCGUCGUACUGUCGCCGUACGGAACUGGUGUGGUGCGCCGGUCGGAUGCAGCUGGGGCAAGCGAAGAGGGUCCGCCGGCGUACACGAUGCGGUCGUGAACGGACGCUGUUCUGUUGUGUGGAACAUUUGUGCAAGUGGGAGCAUGCAUGCCUGGUUAGUCUUGGUGUAUACCCCUAUUUAAUACAGUUCAUGCUUGUACCUACACUCACUGUCUUUUUCCUCCAACGUCGGCUUUACUUGGGUCUUGCACGGUACAACAUCCCGAUAUG
Messenger RNA from Phanerochaete carnosa HHB-10118-sp, 1561 nucleotides. RefSeq lists its product as uncharacterized. The transcript is spliced from 4 exons. Bases 305 to 1390 code for a protein of 361 amino acids. NCBI's taxonomy places the organism in Eukaryota, Fungi, Basidiomycota, Agaricomycetes, Polyporales, Phanerochaetaceae. The record is from RefSeq and is a predicted model, not a curated record.